Epinephelus lanceolatus (giant grouper) is the source of this 2350-nucleotide messenger RNA. NCBI's taxonomy places the organism in Eukaryota, Metazoa, Chordata, Actinopteri, Perciformes, Serranidae. The record is from RefSeq and is a predicted model, not a curated record.
GAAGAGACACGUGAAGGAAACAUGGAUGCAUUAUUUGAGAUGCUCUCCAUUUCUGAUCAAAAACAAUCUGCUGCUCUCUUCCUCCCCCUGCAGGCGAUCUACAAGAUGGUGGGCACAGUGAUCAUGAUGAAAAUGAACGAGGACGGCCUGACGCCCGAGCAGAGGGUGGACAAGAUCUUCUCCAAGAUGGAUAAGAACAACGACGACCAGAUCACACUGGAGGAGUUCAAAGAAGCGGCCAAGAGCGACCCGUCCAUCGUACUACUGCUGCAGUGUGACCUCCAGAAAUAAACCAGAGGGCGAGCGGAGCGCUCCACCAGCCGCCACGGACUGCACAGAAAGAAUUUCAUGUUCCAUUCAGUUUGCAGCUAUUUCCACUGAAAAAAAUUAUAUAUAUAUUAAUGCUUGGACUACCUUUCAAUGGAUCUGCUUCUUGUGUUUGAAACACUCGUGUGCAUGAGAAUGUUAUUUGCUAUAAAAAGAUCUACACUCAACAUACAACAGUGUGCAGGUGCACACACGCAGUACAUACACACACACACAUACACACACAAACACCACACACCUCGCACAAAUAAUAUAUAUAUAGAUAUAUAAAUAUGAAUAUAUAUUUAAAUUAUUUAAAGAUCAACUGCCAAAAUGUGAAGUGUGCAAAGUAUUUUCCAUACACUUUCAUUCUACUGGAGCUUGCGCAUCAGUGAUGUGCUACGUUGAAUUUGCCGCUACUCUAUUUAUUGUUAAGAGUUUACCGAUGCUAGCUGUCCGUGUUUCAUAAUACUGAGUAACGUCGACUGAACCAAAUUCCUGAUAAUGUAUCUGCCUCCAAUAAGACACUCCGUCCAUCAUCUCAACUAUUAGCUCUAGAAGAGAUGGAUUAGCGUUUGUCCAACUUCUCCUUCCGAAACAUGCUUGUACUGUAAAAAAAAAAAAAAAUAGGAAAAUGUAAAUGUAGUUAAUUUGCAUGCCUUUAGGUUCUGCCUUAAAAAUCUCCUCAUUUUGCAUCCUGUAAUCGAAGACAGAAAGCCUUAUCAAAGCAGCGUAGACACUUGGGAGAAACCGUGAGACAAGAUUUUUACUGAAUAGGGAGCAAAAAAAAAAAAAUCACAUCGCAGUGGGUCCUUCUACAAGUUUUGUCGUAUGGGAUGUAAUUUUUGUGAUCUGUCGAGGCGUUUUAUUUUGACUGCUUUAACUGUGGGAGCAUGUUUCCUCGUAGAUUAGCUGUAGUAUAUGUUGCUAAGAAUUAAAUCCCUGCCCCUGUGCAUUUAAACACACUAUCUCAUGACAAAUAUGAUGUUGAAUGUGGAGGAAUCCAUCAUUUUGAAUCAGUAUCUGAGAUUUGAAAAGAGAAAAAUGAGCUAAAUUGCAAGAUUUGUAAAGCAAAUGGAGCAGAGGCAAGUGAAAUCAAACGUAUACAUCAGGAUUCCCCAGCGAAUGAGUGAAACUUCCCUCAGCUGCAGUUCAAUUAGGUGGGGAAAAAAAGAAAUAUUCAUCUAUAGUUGGAGAGCAUUGUUAUCAAACUGAGUUAUAACCGAAGUGUCACCAUCACAUCCACUCUUUUCCAACUAGCCUGCAGGUUGCAUAUCAAUACGAUCAAUUCAGAGGAGCUUUUAUAGAGCGGUGAGGAAGAGGUAAAAUUAGGCCCGUGCAGUAUUUUAACUUGUUUGUCUUUUUCAGUGGAAGUAAAUGAGUGCUAAUGUAGUGAGAGGAGCAGUGAAUGGUUUUUCAUUUCACACUGUAACUAGUAGAGGACAGCUGAUCCUGUAAAGCCAUGCGUUUAGUAGGUUGGACAAUUCGCCCUCCCUAACCCUUUGAAGUAUUUCUCUCUUACCAGUCAGUCAAUCUUUUUGUACUUUUUUACUCCCUUCUCUCACACAUUGUACACGUGCUGAUGCUUUCUAAAUGUGGAGAAGUUCAGCCGAGUGUGGUGCCUCCCAAACGAUUUGGAAAUAGCCUGUAAGCCCGCUUCAACAAGUGUAUCUGGCCCUGUCUGAAAGCACCGCAGACACUUUCCAACCUGCAUUUAUACCCCCGGUGUUUGAAGAGCUAGAGGAGGCUAAAGGAGAUGCCAUAUUGCAAUAAAGAUCUUAGUAUACCAGUCCAUCGUCAUCUCUCAGCAGCGUGGCGUGUCCCCCGGUCACUUUGUAAUCUGAACUUCUUUACAUGAACAUCUUUGGCCAGAUAAUGUUUCUAAUUCCAACUCUGUUGUUACUAUUAUUGCUAUCAAGAUACCAAAUGUAAGCAAAGGCAAAAGUGUACAAGGAUUCUUUUGUAGCAUGUAUUGUGUCCCUGACGACAUGGCUGCACUACUCCCUGUGUUGUGAUUUAAUCUAAUAAAAGGAACUCUAUGGGC